AUGGCACUCCCGACCAAAGGACGCGUUAUAAUCGAGACGACGUUUGGAGAGAUUGAUAUUGAACUUUGGGCAAAGGAAACGCUGAAAGCAUGCCGAAACUUUAUAGCACUCGCUCUGGAGGGGUACUAUGACGGUGUCAUCUUUCACCGGAUCGUACCUGGAUUCCUGGCGCAAAUGGGUGACAGAACUGGAACGGGGAACGGUGGAGAGUCGUUCUACGGCGGAUUCCUUUCUGCUUGGCCUGCGAACGAACCACACACCAAUCCUCAUCGAGCAGACGAAUUGCACGGCAAACAUACGUUGUUCGGACGGGUAGGGGGUGAUACUAUCUACAAUGUGAUAAAACUCUCAGAACUGGGGUUGGACAAGAACAGUCGACCGGUGUACGCCUACCCAACACUACACCACUUACCCACCCACCCACCAACUGCUGUAUGCAGCCCACCAAAAAUAAAAUCCAUCAAACUCGUCGACAACCCCUUUGACGAUAUCAUCUCGCGUAUAACUGCAGCUGAGCGACGCGCGCAGCAGAGGGCUAGAGAGGAGGCGCAGAGGGCGCGGGAGGAGGCUUUCGCGGAUCGUCGUCUUCGCUUGCGGUUAAGCAAGCUCGGACUGAAGGAGAGGCUAACGAAUACCUUCAAGAUGGGACUCAAACACCGUGCCGCGUCUAACUGCGAUGUGGUUGUACAUAGUUCUGGCAGUCUCCUUGACUUGCGUCCACGCCUCCAUCACAUGAGCCCCCACCAAAAUUACAAGGGAUAG
Molecule: messenger RNA, 762 nt
Organism: Coprinopsis cinerea okayama7#130
Lineage: Eukaryota; Fungi; Basidiomycota; Agaricomycetes; Agaricales; Psathyrellaceae
Exons: 11
Coding region: 1-762 (253 amino acids)
Biological process (GO): protein peptidyl-prolyl isomerization
Cellular component (GO): catalytic step 2 spliceosome
Molecular function (GO): peptidyl-prolyl cis-trans isomerase activity
Source: RefSeq, a predicted model, not a curated record